Molecule: messenger RNA, 572 nt
Organism: Prorocentrum cordatum
Lineage: Eukaryota; Dinophyceae; Prorocentrales; Prorocentraceae
Source: the annotation of a GenBank genome assembly
AGGCUGAUGCUGGUGGACGUGGCCGCGUGCGACGACCUCGGGAGGACCGCCUCCGCCGCGGGCACCCGCGGGCUGGCGGCUCUGAGGGCCGCGCUGCGGCCGUGCCGCCCCCUGAAGGCCGUGCGCUCGCUGUCCAACAGGAGGCAGGACUCGAUCAUCAACCUGCUCCUCGACAGCUGCGUCGGCCCCUCGGCGGGGCCAGCGCUGCUGCUCGUGCACCUGGACCCGGGCGCGCGGGGCGGAGCGGCCACGGUGGCAGGCGCGCUCGCGUUCGCGGAGAGGGUCGCGUUCCCCUCCGGCCCGCAGCGCGCGGCGGCGCCGACGUGGCCGCCGCCCGGGGUGCGCUUCCGGAACGGGCGCUACGUCGCCGCCGCGGCCGCGGGCCCGCAGGACGGCGCCGCGGCGGGGGAGCCCGAGGUCGGGCAGCCAGCGCAGGCGGCCCCGUGGGCGCAGCGGCCAGAGGAGGCGGAGGCGGAGGCGCAGCCGCGGCAGGCCGCCGAAGGUGCCCGCGCCGCAUCCAACCGGCCCUGCUGCUGGGCCUCCGCGUCUGCGCUGCGCGGCGCGCUGCAGGA